UCGCGGCCUCCACUACCACCACCUAGAAGCACUCAAGCGCCCGCGCCGGCGCAGCACCACCGAGCCAGGAACCGAGGGCAGCCCAUCUCUAAGCCACCAUGACGACCUGCGGCGCCGCCAUCAAGAACUUCGAGGCCAAGACCGGCGAGGUGGCCGCGGAGGCCAAGAUCGUCAAGCUCUACUGCCAGGUGCCGCCCAUCGCGAAGAUGGACGGGUCUCUGAACAACUUGGCGGCGUGCGAACAUUUACAAUUGAGCACGAACGCCAUCGACAAGUUCGGCGUGGCCCUGUCGCUGCCGAACCUCAAGAUUUUGAGCGUGGGCCGGAACGUGAUCAAGAAAUUUGAUAAACUCGACGACCUGGGGGACAAUUUGGAGGAGCUCUGGUGCUCGUACAACCAGAUCCAGUCCUUGGACGGCCUGUCGAACUUGACGAAUUUGCAAGUGCUGUACAUGUCGAACAAUCAGCUCAAAAAUUUUGACGAGUUGAGCAAGUUAUCCGCGAACCCCGGCCUGAGAGAUAUUUUACUGGUGGGCAACCCCAUGUACGAAGGGUUGGAACCUACCGAGGCGAAGAUUGAAGUGCUGCGGAGACUGCCCAAUAUCGCGAAGAUUGAUGGUGCGAUGGUUUUGCAGAGCGAGAGAGAUGCCGCGGCGGCGCCGCCGGAGGAGUAAGGUGCUGGAUCUU
This is a messenger RNA of Pelagomonas calceolata, 687 nucleotides long. NCBI's taxonomy places the organism in Eukaryota, Pelagophyceae, Pelagomonadales, Pelagomonadaceae. The record is from the annotation of a GenBank genome assembly.